UGCACAUCGUGGUGAUUUAUUGUGCGAUUAACAAUUUCGAAUAUAGAUUUCGGGGAAUACGCCAUCGUAAGUUUUAAAGACGGCAUGGGAAUCGUCUGUUCCUCAUGGUUGGUGUUCGAAGAAGAGGAAAUCGUCGGAAGUUUGUACCCUUCAAAUAUUCCUGCCAGGGAAUUGGUGAAAAUUUUAAUAGCCAAACGAUGCGAAAAAUAGUGAAUUCUAUAAAAUUAUAGAAUUUCAUCGAUACGCAGUUAAUUAUGAGUCAGCGAUGAAAAAGAUGGAACUGUUAGAAAAAAUUAGCGAUUACGAGAGUGAUGAGAUUAAAAAUGCAGAAAAGUUAAAGAAAACCCGACAUUUAAGGAAAAUAAAAACAGAAUAUGAUUAUGAAUUACCAAGCACCACAAUAAAAAGGAAACCUUUAGCUUUCAUUGAAAAUACCAUUAAGCCAAAAAUGAUGUCAAUGGAACUACCGGUGAAACCUUUGGAACAACAACAUCCAGUAAAACAACUAGAAACAGAACCGGUGAAUGAAGAGAGUUUGCAAAGCAAGGAGGACAGUUCACAGAGAGAGGAGGACAGUUUACUUAGGGAGGAAUAUACCGAAAAGAUGGAUAAACAAAGUGAACAUAUCUCAAAAGAUAAAGUUCAUUAACAAAUUAUUUUUAAAAAAUUAUGUGCAAUAGAUGUAAAAUUAACUCAUCUAUCGAAAGAUAGAAAGGAAAAAGUGAGCGAAUUUGGCGAAAAAGAGUUGAAAAUGUUCCCGAUCAAAACGGUCGAGGAAAUGACUUCCUUAGAGGGUUUCCUAAAGUCCUCCCGAUUCAGGAAGAAAGUGAUAUCAGCUGUUAUGACCUUGGGAAAGCGCUCCAACUGCAAUAAAACUGUUGCUAGUGCACUUACCAAUUUAUUAACUUUUGAAGUUAAGACCAAGUAUACAUUUAAAGCUCAAAAAAAAGAUAAGCCAGCCUUCGAAAAAUUAAAAAUUUGCGCAGUUAUUUUGAGUACGUACUAUCUAAACAAACCUAAAAUUUUCUAAAGAUAAAAUAAUAAAUAAUAAAAUAA
This is a messenger RNA of Leptopilina boulardi, 1056 nucleotides long. RefSeq lists its product as uncharacterized. NCBI's taxonomy places the organism in Eukaryota, Metazoa, Arthropoda, Insecta, Hymenoptera, Figitidae. The record is from RefSeq and is a predicted model, not a curated record. Bases 266 to 649 code for a protein of 127 amino acids. The transcript is spliced from 5 exons.